Messenger RNA from Symbiodinium necroappetens, 3906 nucleotides. Lineage: Eukaryota; Dinophyceae; Suessiales; Symbiodiniaceae. The record is from the annotation of a GenBank genome assembly.
GACAAGAUUCGCCCCCUGUGGCGCCACUACUACCAGGGCACAAACGGCCUGAUCUACGUGGUUGACAGCAACGACCGGGACCGCAUCGAAGAUGCCCGAGAAGAGCUCAACAAAAUGUUGAACGAGGACGAGAUGCGCGAUGCUGUGCUGUUGGUCUUCGCUAACAAGCAGGACCUGCCAAAUGCAAUGACUGCGGCGGAGGUCACUGAGAAGCUUGGGCUGCACAACCUGCGCCAUCGCCAGUGGUUCAUCCAAUCUGCCUGUGCCACCACGGGAGACGGUCUGUACGAGGGUUUGGACUGGCUCUCGCGGCCCACAGCCAUUGGAAGCCGUUGCGAGCAGAGGUGUUGGAAGCACCUGCAGCUGAACCGGCUCCAUCUGAUUGAAAAGGCAAAGGAAUUGGACCCCCAGCGUAGGGGUGCAGCCUACAGCGGCUCUCUCUUAAUACGUCUCUCGGCCAAUGCUAUGGAGACAGCUGGCGACGCUGAAAAAGGUGUCCUUCGAAGCGACUGGAUUGGACCAGAGCCGGAGGAAGGGCUGCUCAGAGCGGGCUUGCUCAGCCUCGCGGAGGCCAUCGGCACAGAAAGGCUGCUGGAGUUUCCCCGACGAGCCAACGGAACGCCGCUGUUGACACGGCAGGGCUUCUUCGAGCGCCUGCUGAAGGGCGAGACCUCGCUCCUGGACUGCGCCGCUGCAGAUGCUUCUGCUGCCGAGGCAGAUGUGAAGAGGCUUGGAUUGCACCAACUCCUGGCGAUCCGUGCUGGAAUGCGCGGCAUCGGCUACCCCAUGAGGAGGAUAGGCUGGGCCGAUUGCAUCGUCCCACGUCCAGACCAGGACGUCGAGCUGCCACAUGCUCGGGGUCUCAGCGGUCGUUCCGCACAAUCUCGACAACGCAACAGCAGGUUCCGCAGACGGCGACCUCUCUGGGACGCAGCUGAGGCACUGGGCCUAAGCGGCCUGCUUCGCCAAACUGGCAGGCUCAUACGGCCUUGGCGGAAGCGUGGUGCCAAGUGGAAGCAGCGGGUGGCGCCUGUUGUGGCCAGAAAUUGGCAGGAGUGGGGUGGCCCGCGCUGGGCGAGGGAAGCAUUGGGGCUGCUUCUUCGCCGGCGCUGGUUUUCACAGGUUCUGUCCACGAAAAGCAGGGCUGAAGCGCUCAGCUUGCUCUUUCUCUUCGUUGCCAAAGGCUCUCCCAACCGCGACCAGAUCAAGGCGCCACACAGGAAACGGAGAGAUUCUGUCGCCCGCUGCCUGUCAGGUGCCAUCUGGCGCUCUCCGGGCACCCCAUACCAGGACCGGGCUGCAGCGCUGCUUUUCGAGGAUGGCCGUUCCUGGCUGCUGGAUUCGGAUGUCAUCGUCUCAUCGGUGGGAAGCCUGCCAAGUGAGAGCUCAUUGCUGACGCAUGUCUGGACAGCUGGCAAGUCGAACUCUGGUGGCGUGCGGGAAGUGGUUUCGCCUCGGUCCGAUGGCUUGGAGGCUGCGGCUUACAGGCUGUUUCGCUCCCUGGGGUCGCCUGCCGGCAGUGCUUUGAUCCUGCUGGACGACCAGCAUCCUCCACUGCCCCUGGUGGAGCACGGGCAGUCUCGGAUCAGGCGUGCGCUCUUCUUGCUCGGCUGUCCAGCUGGGCUGAACCCCUCGCAGGAGCAUGCUUUUGCACGUGCGGCACGUUGUGCUGGCUGGCAGGUCCUUCGGCUGCGUCUGGGCAAAGCAUCGGAGUUUGCCUCGAAGAUGGUUCUUCGACUUCAGGUUUGGCACUCGUGUGGACGCCUUCUACCAUCCCUCGAUGCCAUGACAGUACCUGGAGGUGGACAUGGAGGGACUGAAGGACCCUUCUUGCCGUGGCCAUCGCAGCGCAACCUGGCAACGGACUAUGAUAGCGGCGCUCUGACCAAGGUUGCGGUCCAUUUCCUUGUGCCCAUUGAAACAGAGCUGUCCGAACUCUUGGACCGCGCGGGCCCACACUCCUCGGCUGCUCGUGAUGCGCUGGCUCUGGCAACACGCAGCGCUGUGGCAGCUGUUUGCCACUCAAAGGGCGGAUGGCGCGGCUGCCAGAUCACUUUGUGCUUUCGAUGCGGAGGCAUGAUCACUAUCCGCGGCAGGCUUGCGGACAGGCUGGUCCACACGUCUCGCGCAUUCAGCGAGCGUGUUUUCCUCAAAGAGCUGAAGAAAUCUGGGCUGAAACAGCAGGAGGAAGCCUCUAGCGGGAUAAGAGUGCACAGAGGCCAGAAGAUCAGCUGUGGAGGCGCGCUGGUGCUGGACCUCGCUGCGAACGGAAGCUCGCACGAUCCGGCUUUGAAUGCUAUUCACCCAGCCGAGAAGCUCAGGGCUGCAUUGGGGCGGCGACCUGAAUCCUUCUUCGUCGAUCUCGGGACUAAGAAAGUCACCGCUGCACCACACCAUGUGGCUGCAGCUCUGCGUGGGUGUGAGCGGGCCAAUGCACCAGAGGUCAUUGGCAUCCUCCAGAGCGGCCUCCUGGGCGAGGAGUCCUCAUCCAUGGAAGUUCUGCGAACCGUGCUCAAGGAAAUUACGAGGUGGAAUUUGUUGACAGAGAUAAGUUGCACACGGCUUUCAAUCGUUGUGCACCCUGAAGACGGUGCGGCGAACGGGCUAACGCGUGCAGUGGCGUACGGGAGUCCGUCCGAGCAGGGCAUCGACCCCCUUGUCAUUGACAUCGUGGGUCUUCUCCAGAAGAUACGCGCGUCCAUGUUCCAGGCAAGCUUUCUGAGCCUUGUCGACCGCUGUACAACGUCGCUGCUGGGUCAGCGUCUUCUGGGAGCUGAGCUGGAGGCCCUGAGCGAUGCUCAUCGAGCGCUACUUCUGCGUCACAUCGUGCUGAUUUACGGUGCUUCGCGGACGCUGGCAGCGACAGAGCUGAGCGGCAACGUGAACCUGGACCAAGGUGCAGUCAAGAACCUCAUGGAGGCGCAGAGUGAUCAGAAGGACCUCCCUCCUGAGCAGAUUGUGUUCUUCGUGCGCCAUGGGCAAAGCCGAUGGAACGCCGCGCAGGCGAACCUUUCGCCACUCGGUAUGGUGUGGGAGAAUGACCACGGCCUGUCCGAGGAUGGCCGCCUUGAAGCCGAGGAGCUCAGGCAGAAGCUGAUGGAUGCUAAGGCCCGGGUGAUGAACCCACAGGCAACCUGGAUGACCAGGAUCUUUGACCCUGACGUGAUUUGCAGCUCGCCCUUCACCCGCUGCCUCGAGACUGCCUGCAUAGCUUUCAAGGACUUCAUUCCGAAGUCUGGGCUAGAGAUCUUCCGCGAGGCGCGGGAGCACAAGAAGCUCGGAGGCUUCGAUUCAACCGGCGUUGCAUGCGGCAAGGACAUUCCAGAACGAGUGCGAGCUGAGCUGGAAGCCGUGUACCAGGCCAGCCCAGAUUCUGAAAGGACAGAAGCUGUGCUCAAGGAGUUCGACACGAUCCACAUCGACACGUCGACCGUUGAGGACGAGUGGUGGGGAGGCAUGCUGGGCGAAAGCUAUGCUGACAUAGACGAAAAUCAGCAGGCGUUGAUGCGUCGACUUCGGAGCAUGCGCGGUUCCGUGGCGGGUGGUGGAGCUGCAACCGUGCUGGUUGGCCACUCCUACUGCAUCCGUUCUAUCUUCGACGCUUAUCUUCCGAGCAGCGCAACCCCGGAUGCUUCUUCCCUUCGCAGCAAAGCGCUUCCAUGCUGUGGCGUCGUCGGAGCCAGGAUUGUUUGGACCGAUGCUGGCCUUCCGGUCAUACGCGAAGCCGUUCCGCUGCUGGCAACCCAUCUUGAGCCAGCAGAGCGCGAGGCGGACGGGCAGGGGAGCCGCGCCAGUAGCUGUGCUUGUGGGCGCGGCAAGGUUGAUUGCGAGCGGAGCUUAGUCUCCAACUCCAAGACAGUUCCCAUCUCCAUUUGCUGCCUCGCUGUGCGUGGCACUUCGAGGUGA